Anastrepha obliqua is the source of this 1882-nucleotide messenger RNA. RefSeq names its product nudC domain-containing protein 1. The transcript has 4 exons. The record is from RefSeq and is a predicted model, not a curated record. NCBI's taxonomy places the organism in Eukaryota, Metazoa, Arthropoda, Insecta, Diptera, Tephritidae. Bases 90 to 1823 code for a protein of 577 amino acids.
CAAGAAAUACAUUCCUUGUCAUUUGUGGAAGGAAGCAAAUUAUUUAAAAUUAGUUGUUAUUCGUGGAUUUGUAAGUUAAUUAUUAUAGAAUGCCGAAAAUUGUGGAGUUGCGUUCAGACCGUAGUCUUUUACAAAACAAUUUCGAUGGUUAUAAAUUGUCUUUAGAUCCAGUGCCUUUAUUGCGUGAGGAAUUGCCUUCGGCCCCAUAUAAAGCGGAACCAAAUGAGGAGCAAUACUCUUUGCUGCAUGCAGAACUAUUCUCCAUGCAAAAUUUGCUUCAAGUGGAUCCAUGGGCUCGCACAAGUUCUUACUACGUCACAUGUCUUGGUGAAGUUAUGCGAACCGCUUAUAAUGAGACUUCUGGGCGCGCAGAAUCAAUACGAGUUGUAUAUCGAGUAAAACAACAUUCACCACGUGUCAAAGGAGAUUACAAUUAUUCCAUGCGUUUUAUAUCUGAAAAAUAUUGCGUGAUAUGCGAUGGUAUUCAACAUAUUUAUUUGUUAGAUACAAACGAUCGUCUUAAGGCUGCAGAAUGGAAACUGAUUACAGAAACCCGCAUAUGUGAAGAUGCUUCUGACGCGACAUCUCCUGAGCGUAAUUUCUGUUUGUACGACUGUCGAUUGGAUAUUGUACAGGAAGAAAAGCAAAUAAGUUUGGCUUUAGGUAGGGUUAAAAGAAUCGACGCUGACUGUGUCAGUGGCUCCUGCCACUUUAUGCAAUUACAUUGGGCCAAAUGGGUACAAAAUAAAGAAUGGCUGUUCUCGAUAAUUGACACGCUCGAAAGUAAAGGAUCGCUAUAUUACUGUGCAUUUGAGCCGCGAGCAGAUUCUCUGAUUAUUUGUUCGAACCAUGAAUACGUUUUUCGUUCUCAAAAAACCGUUGCAACUAAUGAAGUAAACGUGGAAAAAACACAAUUACACGAUGAAAGCUCGAAAGUUGGAGAUUUUACGUGGACGCAAACAGAUGACGAUAUAACCAUAAAAUUUAAUGUGAAAGAAGGAAAGGAGAGGACAGAUUACAAUAUAAAGUACGUAAAUGAUAAACUGACAGUGAAAUGUUGUGAGGAAGUGAUUCUAGAGAGUGAGCUCUUCGCAAAGGUUGAUCCAGAUUUGACAACAUGGACAAUUGAAAACAAUUACUUGCAAAUAACGCUUGUUAAACGCACCUCAUCUUUGUAUUGGCCAUCACUACUCUCUAAUAACGCGGGCCCUAAAGAAACUUUAGACAGCGACCGACAAUCAGAUUUUCCAGCUGAUCAAAGACCUAUUGCCAACUUGGAAGCACCUAUUGAGGACUGCGACUUUCCUAUAGGAUGUAUUGAAGAAGAAAUACAAAUUGGUCGUUAUCAUUUGCCCACUAAAUCAGUUACACACGUUGUACUACUCGGUUCAUCGCCACCUCUUUUUUCCACUAAUUUACGCCCGGGCUUUCCUAACGCUUUGGCUAUACGUCAAGAUGUUGAUGCAGGGCUUUGGUUACAACAAUACAAUCCAAACAAACCUGAAGAUUGGUCGCUGCGGCAUGAAGGCAAUUUAAAUGCCUUCGGCUAUGUUCAAGCUUCUAAGCAACAACGAAAAUUCGUUGAUUGCGCACCUGAUUUUAAUUAUGCGCUCAUCUGCGAAUCCCAUCGCCACAUUUUUCUUUACAAAUCAAAUUACGAUGGUGCAGGUGGUUUACGAAAUCGUAACGGACCUCAAGUUAGAAUAGGAAAGCAACACUUAAUAACCCUGGAAGAUACUGGAGAAGUGCUAGGCUUGGCGACAGCUGAAAAUGUAGUGACUAUCUUAACUGAACGCUGUGUUCUUCAUUUGCAAUUAAGUUAACUAAAAUACUUUUAUUGCUUGAAAAUAUAGCGCAAAAUAAAUUCAUAUUCAAUCAUGAA